AUGUCUGCCAAGCGGCCCCGGAGCCUUCUGGCUGCGACGCCCGAGACGUCCAGCGCAGCGAAGAAGCAGAAGAUGUCGCCGCGCGACGUGUGCGCCGUCGACGAUCUGGCUGAAAUCAGCUUUGACUGCGUGCUGGAGCCGCUAUGGGCACUGGGCGACAACUGCAACACGGACGAUGGGCUGCUGCUGGACCCGCUUGACUCCGUCGAGCUGACCGCGUUGGUCGAGCUGGACUGGGACGCCGCCAUCUCGCCACUCCAGCUUGAGCUGGAAGCGGAUGCUCGCGCCGAUGAGAACAACAACAGCAUCGACGUCGACUGCGCUGCGUCGGGGCUACUCAGCGAGGACGACGUGGCCGCUGUAGUAUGCGACCUGGACGCCGCGCAGGUGCUGUCGAACUGCGAGCUGGACUCGCUGCUCGGUGACGCCUCCGACUCGGACGACGCUGACUUUGCCAUCGACGCUGACUUCGAUAUGGCCACCAGCAUUGACAUGGACGUCGCUCUGCACGCCGACAGCUUGCUCUUUGUGUAG
Messenger RNA from Phytophthora sojae, 534 nucleotides. RefSeq lists its product as hypothetical. The transcript has a single exon. NCBI's taxonomy places the organism in Eukaryota, Oomycota, Peronosporomycetes, Peronosporales, Peronosporaceae. Bases 1 to 534 code for a protein of 177 amino acids. The record is from RefSeq and is a predicted model, not a curated record.